Molecule: messenger RNA, 1449 nt
Organism: Aspergillus campestris IBT 28561
Lineage: Eukaryota; Fungi; Ascomycota; Eurotiomycetes; Eurotiales; Aspergillaceae
Exons: 1
Cellular component (GO): mitochondrion
Source: RefSeq, a predicted model, not a curated record
GCCCGUCCCCGUUUGACCCAAUUAAAACGCCAUUCGCUUGCCCCGUUUCUUUACCAGACGGCCACGCUUACCGCCCCCCGAGUCCGCGUCGCCAGCAAAGCUUUACUACACACCUCACCCGCCUGGCGAUCUUCUGGGUCCGAACAUGAAGUCCAACCCAGAGCCGACGAUUCGGGGGUGACUCUCGAUUCGGAGAAGACCCAAAAUUCGGACGAGACACGACAAGAUAAGACCAGACGAUUCGCCCCCCGGGGCAUCCAUGUAGCACCCCGAAGCAGUAACUUUCAUGGUCGGAAGAGUUUCUUGCGGAAACGCGCCGCCAAGGUGUCACAACCACCACCCCAGGUUGCCCCGCGGGAACCGGUGGGCCUCAGCACCAUGACGCCAAAGGAAAAGCAAACGUUCCAGAAUCUGCUGGAAAGCAUAGGGGUUGGUCAACAACAGGAGUCAGGCCCGGAGACUUCAGCGACUCCCCCGACCCUCAGGCCGGCAGAAGAGAUGGCCCAGAUAACUGAAAUCUUUGAUUCGGUCCUCCAGGAUAUGGCGAAAAAGAAGAAGGGGCAAGAGGAAACCGAUGGCCAGCGACUGGGAAUGGAUCCCACGAUGGAUCCUCGCGCAAAACUGCGCCGGGAUCGGGAGAUGUGGCAACAGCUGAAGCGGGACGACUAUACAAACACGGAGAUCUCGGAGCUACUCAGCGCGGAGAAGAUCACGAUGGACCAAGCCGUCAAGCUCGUGGUUAAUCGAGAGAAGGUUCGGAUCAAGUCCGCUCUCGGGGAGGUCAUGGAUAGAGGCGAGGACGAUGUUGCGUUGUGGGAGGUCUGUGAGGACAAGAUCUUUUCCUUAUUGAAACACUUGAAAGACGCAGGCGUUCCGCUGCGAGGCGUGAAGGACGCCAGCAUCAACAACCUGGAAGACGCCGGUGCCACGGCCGACCCUGUGUCGCCCAUGGACGAUGGCCCCUCCCCCGGCGGUCUGACGGUCCCCCCAGGCGUCCCCAUCGAGUCCGUCGUGAUCACUCUUUACCCGGAGAUGCUCCUCGUCGCCUACCGACUUCUGACCCUCCACUGCCCGAACUCGCCCCUGAUCGGCCAGUUCCGAUCGAGCAUCCGGCUGCACGGCCGUGCGUCCGCGGUGCUGGGCGGCUCGAUCGGUCUCUACAACGAGCUGAUCUACUUUUACUGGCGCGGGUGCCAGGACAUCCCGGGUGUCAUCACACUUCUCCAGGAGAUGGAAGUCACGGGCGUCGAGCCCGACCCGAAAACAUGCAAGAUCCUUCACUCGAUCCUCGCUGAAAGCGAACUGGCGAUGAAAAUGCAUUGGGAUGAGGUCCGAGAGAACCCGGGUCAGUCGAUCACGCCGCCGUUCUGGGAUCUGGAGCCCAACCGAAAGGCCGUCAAGGAACUGCGUGGCUACCACGGCUGGAAGCGGCGCUUGGAGAGGCGAGUG